CUGCGUUUGGCAUUUGGCGGGAACUAUUCGGUUAAUUUGUUGUUCUUUGUAUAGUAUCAUUGGGUUAGCGCGUUAUGAGAGAAUCGGAAUAGGUGUGCAGAGGAUCACGGUUAGACUUUCUAAUGGGAAUCCAAGGCUUGCUUCCAUUUCUAAAAAAGAUCCACAAGCCAGUGAACAUUGCCCAGUUUCGUGGGUAUACUGUGGCUAUUGAUGCUUAUUGUUGGCUUCACAAAGGGGCUUUUGCUUGUGCUGACAAGCUUGCUCUGGGCGAGAAGACUGAUCAGUAUGUGUUCUACUGCAUGAAAUAUGUAGACUAUUUGCUACAAAACCAACUGAAGCCGAUUCUUGUCUUUGAUGGAUGUCACUUGCCUUCUAAGAAGGAUGUGGAAAGUUCUCGACGUCAGCGAAGAGAGAAGAAUCGAGCACAAGCAGCUCAGCUGCUAAGAGAAGGCAAACGCAGCCAGGCAAAGGAGUAUCUCCAACGUUGUGUAGAUAUCACUCCCCAGAUGGCUCUUGAACUGAUGAAGGCAUGUCAUGCACGUGGUGUCGAUUGUAUUGUGGCUCCAUAUGAGGCUGAUGCACAACUGGCAUAUCUGAACAGGGCUGGGAUUGCCCAGUUGGUAAUCACUGAGGAUUCUGAUCUUUUGCUGUUUGGCUGUGAUAAAAUUAUUUUCAAAAUGGACCUAUAUGGAAAUGGUAUACUUAUUGACCGCUCGAAUUUAAAUGAAGUGUGUGAAAUUCAGGAUGGUUUUUACACUUUCGAAAAAUUUCGCUACAUGUGUAUUUUAUCUGGAUGUGAUUAUCUCCCUUCACUGCCAGGAAUUGGCCUAGUCAAAGCAUGUAAAGUUUUUAAGAUCGCACGACAGACGGAUAUUCAACAGAUUCUGAGGAAAUUGCCCAUGUACCUAAAAAUGAAUGUGAUUGUGACAGAGGAAUAUAUCGAAGGGUUCCAAAGGGCAAAUAACACUUUUCUGUACCAGCUGGUCUAUGAUCCACUUGAGUGCAAGCUGUGUCCCCUAAACCCUUAUCCCCCAGAAAUUGACCCAGAGAAAAUGACUUAUGCUGGACUAUACUUUGAUGAAAAGAAGGCACUGCAGAUUGCUCUGGGCAACUUAGAUGUUCACACAUUCAGGAAGAUUGGUGACUUUGAUCCAUCAUCAUUGAAGAUGCAGCAAAAAUAUGGAUCAAAAGAGCAGCAUUUGCUCAGCAUCUGGAGCCACCAAUAUCAACCUGCUUUCAAAAAUACAAGUAAUCAGAGCUCACAAAACAAUUCAUCUUCUCCAAGUGAUCAGGCUGAGAGAGAAAGAAAUCUAAAGUCUACAUUGACCAAAACAUAUUCUGUUAAGCAGGUAAAGCCAGCUGAGGAAUGCCCUGAAGUUAAAAGUAAUGGUGAACUCAUCAGUCUUUAUGCAACAGCAGAACCAAGAAAGAAGAGAACAAAGCUGGAUUCUAGUGGAAGCAGUCCUGUGAAAGGAGAGAUUCAUGUAUUACAUAGUGAUGAAAGCAUAUUUUCAAGAAUUCCCCAUUUACACUCAAAACAGAAUGGGGCCUCUCAGGAGGAACUGACACUGGAAAAUACUUUGUCUCCAAAGAAAGUGAUUGAGAGUGGGAUCGUCCAAGCAGAAGUGAACAGAAAACUAGUUGGUAAAGAAAAUAAAAAAAAUGCCUCCCCCACGAAAAAUAAAUUUGCAGUCUCAUCACUCAUUAAGCGAAACAAAUUUCACCUUGAUGGAGUGGCAUCAAUGGAAAUUAAUGCCAAAGAAGUCAGAAGCAGGUACUUCCAUGAUUUGUCAAACGCUUGUCAUGUAAAACAGGAGCAGUUCUCUUCUGAUUAUGCUGACGGUCAUUUGAGAACACAGGGUCAUGCGUCUGAUUUUAAAAGCACAGAGUGCAUGAAGUCAAGACCAUUGAACGAAACUAAUGAGAAAGAACAAGGAAUGCUGUCACAAGGUUUCCCUCCCCAGCUUGUUUCGUCUUUGAAUGGAGAACAACCUGUGUCUUUAAUAGUAAACCUUAAUAGUAAACCAAAUGCAAAAAGCAGUUGUGCAAACAGACAAUGCACAGAAGAGGGCUUUACAUUGUUACAGUCAUCUGCUACACAUCUCUCAGUGUUACCAGAGUCUUUGACAACUACAGGGGAGACUGAAGAAGAGAAGACACAGUCGAAAGAAUCUCCAGAACUGAAUGCUAAGAGAAAAGCAUCACCAACAUCUGUGUUUUGCUGGUCGAAGUUUAUGUUUGGAAAGCAUGACAGUGACAGCAGGAGACCAAAGAAUAAUUUACAAUCUAAGCACCCUGAGAAUAUGGAUAAAAAGUCAAGUACUGUAUCUGAUAAUUGUAUGUUUAGACAUGACUUAGCUUCACCAGUAUCUCACCAAAACAUUUUAGCCCCUAACCAAGAUACAAAGAUCACAGGAAGUGAGGCAGGCUAUUUCAGUUCUAUAAAACUAAGGAACAUUCAACCAGUGAUUCAAGAACUAGAAAUACAAAAUGGAUUAUCACAUAGCCAGUCCACUGACUCUUGCAGUGUAGAUUCUGAAUACUACCCUUGCAGUCAGGAUUUUGUUGACAACAGAGAUGUCCAAGAAAAGUCAGAAACAAACUUAGUGCCAGAAGAUUGUAAUGGUGGGAAGACAAUAGCUAGCUCAGAUCCCAUCAUUCAGAUUUUGGUUUUGCCACAGUCAACACCUACAACUUCAAGAGGUAAUCACAGUAAUAAACAAUGUCGCGUGUCCGGGCUAUCAAAGGGCAAAAAAAGGGUGAGCUAUGAGUUGGAUAAGAAGCAGCAAAAGAUUCAGGACAUGUUUGCCAGAUUUGCACACCAGAAGUAAGCAAGGUUUGCUUUGCCAGCCAGGCUUUUUCAGUUCUUUGCACUAAUCUGGAGCCUCAGUUGAUGGAUAGGCAUGUUUUAGAUGACUUAUUUUUAAUCAACACUCAUCGUAGUCAGUCAUCUUGCCAUUGGGAAAGAGAGACUGGCGACCAGCCUAAAAGGUCCAGAUCCACCUGCACAGCAAAGAGAAGUGAGAACUAUCCAAGGAUGCUUGGCUUCUUUUCAGUUCAUCGUUCUGCAGCCAUUUUUACUCAUAAAAGAUUCCUCAAAGGAUGCAAAGUGGAGGGAGGUUCAUUUUUUUAAAUGAGUUCACAUGCGUUACAAGCUUUCAGUAUGCACAGGAGGUAAAAUGUUACAGCUUGAAAUGUCAUGGAUGUGCUUAUGCAAUCAAGGCUACAGCCAUUGGAAGAACUGGACGAAUAUGUGUUAAUCAGGUGGAUCCUUGUUUUUAACAUUACUUCAUAUAAGGUGACCAGACGUCCCGCUUUAGGCGGGACAGUCCCGCUUUUGACCUCGUG
Molecule: messenger RNA, 3348 nt
Organism: Pomacea canaliculata
Lineage: Eukaryota; Metazoa; Mollusca; Gastropoda; Architaenioglossa; Ampullariidae
Product: exonuclease 1-like
Exons: 14
Coding region: 123-2831 (902 amino acids)
Biological process (GO): mismatch repair; DNA recombination
Cellular component (GO): nucleus
Molecular function (GO): 5'-flap endonuclease activity; 5'-3' DNA exonuclease activity; metal ion binding
Source: RefSeq, a predicted model, not a curated record